Acomys russatus (golden spiny mouse) is the source of this 2556-nucleotide messenger RNA. RefSeq names its product solute carrier family 26 member 2 (gene Slc26a2). Gene Ontology annotation, molecular function: chloride transmembrane transporter activity; oxalate transmembrane transporter activity; secondary active sulfate transmembrane transporter activity. The transcript has 3 exons. Gene Ontology annotation, cellular component: membrane. Lineage: Eukaryota; Metazoa; Chordata; Mammalia; Rodentia; Muridae. The record is from RefSeq and is a predicted model, not a curated record. Bases 173 to 2392 code for a protein of 739 amino acids. Gene Ontology annotation, biological process: transmembrane transport.
UUUAACGCUUCUUUUUCUUACCUUAGGAUUAGAAAAGCCUUUUGACUGAAGGCAGGAAGUCGUUCAGGAGGCUCAGGAGAGUAGGCAGUGAGAAGACAGAUGCUGUGUUGAAGACCAGCCCACUGCUCUGUUUGACUUGCUCAGGUAGGAAGUAAACCAUCAAUCUCCAGAGAUGUCUUCGGAAAAUAAAGAGCAGCAUGACCUCUCCCCGAGCGACUUGCCUGAAGAAACCUACAGUCUUCCCUCUGGGGUCCCUCUGGAGGCUCAAACGGGGACAAGUACGGACUUCAGGCAGCUUAAGACCAAUGAUCGAUGCAGACCUUAUUGUAGGAUCUACAUGGAACCUCAUGAGAAACGAGAUAUUAACAUCAAACAGUUUGUCAUCAGAAAGCUGCAGAAGAGUUGCCAGUGUAGCCCGGCCAGAGUCAAAAAUAGGAUUUUUGAUUUCCUUCCUGUUUUGCGGUGGCUCCCAAAAUAUGAUCUAAAGAAAAAUAUUUUAGGUGAUAUGAUGUCUGGCCUGAUUGUGGGCAUACUAUUGGUGCCCCAGUCUAUUGCUUACUCCCUGUUGGCUGGUCAGGAACCCAUCUAUGGUCUGUAUACAUCGUUUUUUGCCAGCAUCAUUUAUUUCCUGUUUGGUACCUCCCGCCACAUCUCUGUGGGCAUUUUUGGAAUACUGUGCCUUAUGAUUGGUGAGGUGGUUGACCGAGAACUACACAAAGCCUUCCCUAACCCUGUUGCUACAUCGUCUCCAUCAGCAGUGAUUUCAAAUGGAUCCAUGGUAGUAAACCAUACAGUAGACGGAUUUUGUGACAAGAGUUGUUAUGCAAUUAAAAUUGGCAGCACUGUGACAUUCAUGGCUGGAGUUUAUCAGGUAGCAAUGGGCUUCUUUCAAGUGGGCUUUGUGUCUGUCUACCUCUCAGAUGCCUUGCUGAGUGGGUUUGUCACUGGUGCCUCCUUCACCAUCCUCACAUCUCAGGCCAAGUACCUCCUUGGGCUGAGGCUUCCUCGGAGUAAUGGUGUAGGCUCAGUCAUCACUACCUGGAUCCACAUCUUCAGAAACAUCCAUAAGACCAAUGUCUGUGAUCUCAUCACCAGCCUUUUGUGUCUCCUGGUCCUUUUGCCAACCAAAGAACUCAACGAACACUUCAAGUCCAAGCUCAAGGCACCAAUUCCAACCGAACUCAUUGUCGUUGUGGCAGCCACAUUAGCUUCUCAUUUUGGAAAACUGAAUGAGAAUUACAAUUCCAGUGUUGCUGGGCAAAUUCCCACUGGGUUUAUGCCCCCCAAAGCACCAGACUGGAGCCUGAUUCCUAAUGUGGCUGUAGAUGCAAUAGCUAUUUCUAUCAUUGGUUUUGCUAUCACUGUAUCACUUUCUGAGAUGUUUGCCAAGAAACAUGGCUACACAGUCAAAGCAAAUCAAGAAAUGUAUGCCAUUGGCUUUUGCAAUAUCAUACCUUCCUUCUUCCACUGCAUAACUACGAGUGCAGCUCUUGCAAAGACACUGGUUAAAGAAUCGACAGGCUGCCAGACCCAGCUGUCAGCUAUAGUGACAGCCCUGGUUCUUUUGUUGGUCCUUCUGGUAAUAGCUCCUUUAUUCUAUUCCCUCCAGAAAUGUGUCCUUGGUGUGAUCACUAUUGUAAACCUGCGAGGUGCCCUUCUUAAGUUUAGAGAGCUACCAAAGAUGUGGAGGCUCAGCCGAAUGGACACACUGAUCUGGUUUGUCACGAUGCUGUCCUCCGCUCUGUUAAGCACUGAGAUAGGCCUGCUUGUUGGGGUUUGUUUCUCUAUGUUUUGUGUGAUCCUCCGUACUCAGAAGCCAAAGUUUUCACUGCUUGGUUUGGAAGAAGAGUCUGAAAUCUUUGAGUCCAUUUCCGAGUACAAGAACCUUCAGACUCAAUCAGGCAUCAAGGUUUUCCGCUUCAUAGCCCCUCUCUACUACAUAAACAAAGAAUGCUUUAAAUCAGCUUUGUACAAAAAAACACUAAAUCCAGUCUUGACAAAGGCAGCUUGGAAGAAGGCAGCAAAGAGGAAGCUCAAAGAGGAAACCGUGACUUUCAGUGGGAUCCCGGAUGAUGUUUCAAUGCACCUUUCCCAUGAUCCCUUGGAGCUGCACACUAUCGUGAUUGACUGCAGUGCAAUCCAGUUUUUAGAUACAGCAGGGAUCCACACACUGAAAGAAGUUCGCCGAGACUAUGAAGCCAUUGGCAUCCAGGUUUUACUGGCUCAAUGCAAUUCUUCUGUGAGGGAUUCCUUGACCAGAGGAGAAUAUUGCAAAAAGGAAGAGGAAAGUCUUCUUUUCUACAGUGUGUCUGAAGCAGUGGCUUUUGCAGUGGACUCUCAGAAGCAGAAAGGAGUGUGUGUUCUCAAUGGGCUUAGUCUUUCUGGUGACUGAGAAAGGUAAUAAAAGGAAGAAGAGUGCCUUGCCAGUUUCAACAUGCAACAUUUUCUGCUGUGAAAGGAGAAAGUGGUGCACACUUGAAACAGUUCCCCUUUGAAGCGAAUAGCUUUUUGAUAUCCUCACAUGCAGUAGAGUAGUUGGGUGGAAUCAAAAGGAAG